AUGAACGUCCAAGAAACCAUAUAUGAAAGAAUUUUCAAAUCUUUGAAUCCUACACUUCUUGAAGUUGUAGAUGUUAGUAAUUGCAACUGUGGAUACAUGUUUAAUAUUAUUAUUGUUUCGGACUGUUUUUCUGGUAAACGAAUCUUGGAAAGGCAGAGAUUAGUCAACGAAGCUAUAGGCGAAAUUUAUAAUGAAAUUCAUUCAGUUACUAUGAAGUGCUAUACUUGUGAAGAGUACUCUAAAUCUCAGAACUCAACCUGA
This is a messenger RNA of Cryptosporidium ubiquitum, 261 nucleotides long. RefSeq lists its product as uncharacterized. The record is from RefSeq and is a predicted model, not a curated record. The transcript has a single exon. Bases 1 to 261 code for a protein of 86 amino acids. NCBI's taxonomy places the organism in Eukaryota, Apicomplexa, Conoidasida, Eucoccidiorida, Cryptosporidiidae. Gene Ontology annotation, cellular component: cytosol; nucleus. Gene Ontology annotation, biological process: intracellular iron ion homeostasis. Gene Ontology annotation, molecular function: 2 iron, 2 sulfur cluster binding.